This is a messenger RNA of Rhopalosiphum padi (bird cherry-oat aphid), 1986 nucleotides long. Its product is annotated as mitochondrial import receptor subunit TOM70-like. The transcript is spliced from 11 exons. Gene Ontology annotation, molecular function: protein binding. The record is from RefSeq and is a predicted model, not a curated record. NCBI's taxonomy places the organism in Eukaryota, Metazoa, Arthropoda, Insecta, Hemiptera, Aphididae. Bases 181 to 1902 code for a protein of 573 amino acids.
CAUUGCUGUAGUGCUGUAGUUCACGACUGUGGUGGUGCUGUUGCCACACUCGGCUAACACAUUUUCGCCUUCGGCUCAAUUUAUUACUUUCGUUGAGAGAGCAAUUCAAAUUUUUAUGAUUAUUACCGCCGCGCCAGUACUCCAUUAUUGCUAGGGUUGAAGUCGUUUCGCAAUAAAACCAUGUCUGAUUCUACCCAAUCGUCGUUCAGUUUCCUGUCCAACUGGAAGUUUAGUUUGGCCGUCGGCGUACCGUGUUUUGCAGUGGGCUUGGGCGUGACUUAUUAUUUUUAUUCAAAAUCUAAUAAUAAGAGCCAGCUACCUCAUGAGCCGACAGCCAAACAACAUGAUAUUGACGGAAACAAUGCCAUCCGAAAGCCGCUCGAGUCAAACGGAAUUGAUUGCAACACAGUGAAAGUUCACAAACCACAGAAUCCAACUGAACAAGUUGAAGAGUUUAAAAAGCAAGGAAACGCAGAGUUCUCUAAACAAAAUUAUGAUGCAGCUAUUACUUUUUACACACAAGCCUUGUCAAUGUGUCCACAGUCUGAAAAAGGACUGUUGUCCACAGUGUAUCAAAACCGAGCUGCUGCUUAUAGUAAAUUGAACAAUUAUGAGAAUUGUGUGGCUGACUGUGCUAAGGCAUUAGAAUUAGUACCAUCAUACAAAAAAGCAUUAUCCCGAAGAGCUAGAGCACUUACAGAAUUAGGAAAUUUUAAGCUAGCUCUAGAAGAUAUAACAGCUGUUGUAAUGUUGGAUGAGUUUAGAAAUCAAUCUGAUAUAGAGUUUGCAGAUAGUGUAAUAAAAAAUUUAGGUAAGAAGAACUUAGAAGAAUACACAAAACAUAAUGUUUUUAAUUUGCCCACAAAAACAUUCAUUGAAAAUUAUAUGAAAUCAUUCAGUGAAGAUCCAUUUAAUGAUGAAUUUCCACAAACAUUAAUGAAAUCAGAAGUUAAUACUGGUUUGGAAUUAGCUUUAAAAUGUAUCAAAGAUAAAAACUAUGAAGAAAUUGAGGAUGCUUGUAAAGAAGAAUUGAAGAAGACUGAUAAUAGUUUAAUUCGAAGAACUUUGGCAUUAAAUCUGCUUGCUACUUUUUCUAUACUACGUGGUAACUAUGCAAUUGGAGUCGAACAUCUUACUACUGUCAUUGAAACACCAGGAGUUCCUAACAAGUUGGUGAUUAAUUCCUUAAUAAAAAGAUCAUCUGUUUACCAUCAACAAGAACAAGUGGAAAAAUCUUUUGAAGAUUUGAAACGGGCAGAAAAUAUUGAUCCAAACUGUUCUGAAGUAUUUCACCACCGUGCUCAAAUUUAUUUAUUAGAAAUGAAUAGUGAGAAAGCAGUCGAAGAAUUUAAACGGGCUGUAGAAUUGAAUCCUACAUUUAUUUUAUCAAAUGUUCAAUGUUGUUACGCUCAAUAUAUUCAUGCAAAACAAACGUCAAAUGAAUUGGACACUGAAAAAUUUCUUAACAAAUUAAAAGGAUUUGUUAUUAAAUACCCUGAUUAUGUUGAAAGCUAUACCCUAUAUGCACAGGCUUUAACAGAAAAAGGAGCAUAUGAAGAGGCAGAUUUAUUAUUCAAAAAAGUAUAUGAAAUUUAUCCAGAAAAUGCUACUUUAUUAGUACACAGAGCUUUGGUUGUAUUAUCGUGGAAAAGUUCAAUCAGCGAAGCAUUCACUUUCCUCCAACAAGCAAUAAAAGUUGAUCCAAAAUGUGAUUAUGCUUAUGAAACAUUGGGAACACUUUAUAUUCAAACAGGAAAAUUAGAAGAAGCUGUUGAAUGCUUAGAAAAAGCAGUACCUUUGUCUAAGUCUGAAAAGGAAUUGUUACACAUAUUUUCGUUGAGAGAUUCAGCAAGGGCACAAUUAGCAGUAGUUAAGCGUUUGGGAUUAACGCCUCCACUAUAAUUAUUUUCCAAAUAAUUUUAUCUUUACCUCUUUAUAAUCAUUAUUAAAUUAAAUAAAGAAAUUUAGUUAUUUUUUUUUAAUGAA